UCAAUUCAGCUGCUUACAGGUCUGCCUCCCCCAAGGCCCCGACUCUGCCUCCCUCACUUCUUCGUCGCGGCCGAUUCGAGUAUCGUUGUCACCGCCCCACCUUGCCCGAGGUUGCAAGGUUCUCCUCUGAUUGGUCAGGUAGGUCAGCCCCCGACUCUCCUCUGGAAAGGCUUGCAGGAGAAUCAGCCGGCGCCGCCCUCACCCGGCUGCCGGACAUGGACACCGGCGUCAGCGGAGGAGGAGACGAGAAGGCAGAGUUCGACCCGUCUGAGAUAACCUACGUUAGCUACGGCGGGGAACAUCACCUGCCGCUCAUAAUGAACCUCGUCGACCAGGAGCUCAGCGAGCCCUACUCCAUCUUCACCUACCGCUACUUCGUCUACCUCUGGCCUCAGCUCUCUUUCCUGGCCUUUCACAAGGAAAAGUGUGUGGGCACUGUGGUGUGCAAAAUGGGUGAGCACCGGAGUACAUAUAGAGGUUACAUUGCAAUGCUGGUGGUCGUUAAACCUUACCGAGGAAAAGGCAUUGCGACAGAACUUGUAAGUAGAUCAAUCAGAGUUAUGCAGGAGUCGGGCUGUGAAGAGGUGACCCUGGAAGCGGAAGUUACCAAUAAAGGGGCACUAGCACUUUACGGUCGUCUUGGGUUCAUAAGGGCAAAAAGGCUCUUCCGGUACUAUUUGAAUGGAGUCGAUGCUUUUCGUCUAAAGCUGCUGUUCCCUCAGCCCUAUAUUCAUCCCUCUCUGCUCAUGGAGGCACAUGAGGAUUCCAUCCGAAGAUCCUCAUCCGAUACCAUCGAAGUAUCUCACUAGCAAUCUAAAGAAACAAGUAUCGUUGCUCGCCGGCAAGUGGACUGUGGUCAAGAUUUAGACAUGGAAGAGAACAUUGGAGGUGUGAGAUCCCAUCGUUUGAGGUCGAGGGGGCAGAAUGUUCUUAAACGGAACGAUGCAGUGCAAAUGAUUUGGAGGAAAACUUUAAUUGGGGUCAGAAUAAUCAGUUUGCUUAAGCUUCAUGGUGCAAAUUGUAACUUGCUCCAAUCACCAUGUAAUUGUAAUGAAAUCUAUUUUGAAAAUUUGAUAAUCUAAGUUGUCUAAUUUUUUUCUCCUCA
Messenger RNA from Punica granatum (pomegranate), 1105 nucleotides. NCBI's taxonomy places the organism in Eukaryota, Viridiplantae, Streptophyta, Magnoliopsida, Myrtales, Lythraceae. The record is from RefSeq and is a predicted model, not a curated record.